GGCAUCAUCCAGCAGUAGAAUGCCUAAAUAAAGUUACAUGGAUUCAACCUUCUUUGACAAAAAGAAAAAGAUACAGUAGAUUAUAAAUGCCUGGACUGUUCAUCAUCUUGAUUUUUGAAAUUUGAAAUUGGGGUUUCAAAGCGGUUAAGCAUAGAAGACUAUGUCGAUUUCUUUCAGAAUCCUCAACAACAUUUUCUCAAUAAGCUACAUCUUAACCAGUUGAUUCCAGCAUUUUGAAACAGAUACUGAGCAUGCAUGGAUAUCCGAAUCUGAGAGUUCCCAGGCUGAUUUGAUGGAGGAAUUGAAAACAUUGACAAUGGAAUCACCAUUCAGAUCAACACUAAAAGAGAAGAUUACAUCUGCAUCUGCUUUACUUGUUGAUCCAGAUGAGAUUAAAAAAGAUUUAGCGAUUAUCCGAUGGAAUGAAUGGUCAAUUGAUUCCGUCCAAAUUCACAGAUCCGGUGCUCAACAACAACAAAGUGUUUCUUCUCCUGUUGAAGAAGAACGUCGAUAUUCCAUCAAAUUUGUUGAUUCAGCAGAGAAAACUAAGAAACAGGUUAAAGCAAAGAAGAAGAAAGUAUCACCAGAUUCUAAUACGCCGGCGGCAACAACUGUUCAAGUUCUCACUGAUAUCUCUAAUCUACCUUCAGCUGCUGCUAAUCUCAACCCUUCAAACUCAAAACAGGUUCAAGCAAAGAAGAAGAAAAUACCACAAGAUUCGGAUAUGGGUGGUAAAAGCAAGAAAACGAAAAGUGGAGCUCUUGAUUGGUUAUUCUCGGAUCUUGUUAAUUGUUAAGUACUAGUAGUACUGAAAGGAAAUUUUGGUUGAGCCGUGAAGUUAUUACUAAGAUUUUGUGUCACCCAGUUGGUUCGUUGAUUGAAUGCACUUUCCUGCGUGUUCAGUACAUUAUAAAAUCAUAUGGCAAAGCUUCCUUUUCUUUUUAGGUUCA
Molecule: messenger RNA, 950 nt
Organism: Papaver somniferum (opium poppy)
Lineage: Eukaryota; Viridiplantae; Streptophyta; Magnoliopsida; Ranunculales; Papaveraceae
Exons: 4
Coding region: 293-796 (167 amino acids)
Source: RefSeq, a predicted model, not a curated record